Molecule: messenger RNA, 1668 nt
Organism: Mizuhopecten yessoensis (Yesso scallop)
Lineage: Eukaryota; Metazoa; Mollusca; Bivalvia; Pectinida; Pectinidae
Product: ankyrin homolog
Exons: 4
Coding region: 129-1451 (440 amino acids)
Molecular function (GO): protein binding
Source: RefSeq, a predicted model, not a curated record
CUCGUGUAUGUGAGAUUCCUCUGAGAAUCUUCGCAGCAGCACUACAAGACAACAAACGGCAAGUAUGCAACACUAACUACCUUCAGCUUGCUUUGGUGAUGUAAUUUCCCUGAUCUUAGUUUUACAUCAUGUCACAUGACUGCAGAGACCAAUCAGAGGUUGCCCUUCAACUUUAUCACGCUGUGGAACUCGAUGACAGGGGCGAACUAACACAACUUCUCACAAAGGGAGCGGACCUUCACUACAAAUACUUUGGUGAGAAAUCCUUGUUGCACAUAUGCUGUGAAAAGGAUCGUUUGGAAUGCGCCAAACUAUUGAUGGAUUAUGGUGCAAAUAUCCAGGCACAGGAUGAAUGGAACAUGACGCCUCUUAUGUACUGUAUGGUUCGACAGCUAAAUGACAUUGCUGAAGAGCUGUUGUCACGUGAUCCGCUAGCUGUCCACUCACAGGACAGGUUCGGCAAGGCUGCUAUUCACAGCGCCGUUGAGUCUGGUUCACCGGAACUCCUGCAUUUGUUGUUGGUUCAUGGCGUCGUGACCGAUCAGACAGACUGGGGUGGCAUGACAGCUCUCAUGUCCGUGUGUUCCAGACCUGGAAUCAGCCACAACGUGGCACUAUGUGAGAUGCUUUUACACGCAGGUGCUGAUGUAAACCUUAAGGACCUUAGAAGUAGAAGAACCGCUUUGCAGUAUGCCUCUCUUAACAAGCUCCCGGCUGUUGUGGAGGUCUUACUAGGAGCUGGGGCGGACCCGAACACCUUUGACACGGCCAGCAGGACUCCUCUCACUAAUCUCAUAUAUCAGACCUUCCGCCUACAAAACGCCAGCCGUGACGUAGAUGAGGACCUUAUGACCGUCGUCAUCAUGCUUACACAGGCUGGAGCAAAUCUCAACAUGAACUAUCGCGAGAACUCAAACCCAGUCUGCAAGGCGGCUGCCUACAGAGUCGAGGCUCUCGUACGGUUCUUUAUGGACUGUGGGGCCGACCCCAACACUAGCUUUCCGUUGGGUGUGACGUCACUACUCGUGGCAGUGAAAGCGAAGGAUGCUGGUUGUGUCCGUGCCUUGCUCCAGUGGAACGCUCGGACAGACAUUCGUGGACGGGUGUAUCGGACGGCUCACACCCAGUACUGGGUCGAUCCCAUGGAACUUGCAGUUGACCUGGGGUGCUGGGACAUUGUCCUUCUAUUGUACUCGGCCGGCUACAACAUCAGCAGACUUCCCUACCUUCACGAGGGUGUCAUGGAUUCAGAACUUCCAGAAUCCCUAUUGGGGAAUACCGAAAUCAUGAGCUGGCUCCUGUUUUUGGCAAGCUCUCCGAGAACUCUUUUUCAUCUGACGACAUUAUUCGUGUGGCGUGUUCUGGACAAAAAUUUCAGACAAAAGAUUAAUGAUCUUCCACUGCCAAAUAUGAUAAAACACUUUAUGAGCCCUGAGUUUGUCAUUGGAUGAGUUAGUUAUCAACCACAACGUCACAUCUUACCUUAUUUAUUACAAAGAUAAAAAUGAACAUUUAAACGAUUAUUUGAGAACCCGUAUCUUGCAUAACAAAGGUAACUGAUACUUAUAUAACUGAUAAAUGAUAACUUAUCAUUUUUACUUGAAGUUAACGACUGUCGUACAUUUGUAUAUAUCCUCAAUGCAAUGCUAGUCUACACAACAGAUUAAA